AUGCUGGUGCUGGUGCUGGUCCUAGUGCUCCUGCUGCCCCAGAAGGUGGUCUGUGGGAUGCUGAAGGCCAAAUGCCCACUGAAUCUGAUCAAGGAUGAAAAUGAUCCGUUGAAUUAUUAUACUCCGGGAGACCACCUUGUUGGUGGGGUCGUAUCUGCAACUUUUGGUUUUCUGAAACCUCUUGCCUUCGGUGAGCCCCCUUUUAACAGAAUUAGAGGGUUGGGGGACACAGAUUACGAGAGCAUCCUCUCCUUCCUGUUUGCCAUUCAGGAGAUCAAUCGGAAUCCCGGGAUCUUGCCGAACGUCACUCUGGGCUACGACGUCUACGACAACUAUUUCGAUGCAAGGAUGACAAGUGAUGCCCUGUUAGACCUGCUCUCCCCGGGGCAAGAGAACGUCCCGAACUACCAUUGCGGAGGAAAGAAGAAUCUCUUGGCUGUUCUCGAAGGGAGUAAUUCUGACAUCUCGAUCCAGAUUUCGAAUAUGAUGGGCAUCUACAAAAUCCCACAGGUCAGUCACGGUUUUGCUUCCCAUGUCCUUAAUGACCCUGCUCAGUUCCCUUUUUUCUUCCGGAUGGCUCCCAAAGAGGAGCAGCAGUACCUGGCGAUUGUCAAACUGCUCCUUCAUUUCCGAUGGACGUGGAUCGGUCUCAUUGCACCAAGCACCGAUGAUGGAGAACGGUUCAUGAGACUCUUCCCCACUCUGGUCAUCUCUAAAGGCAUUUGUGUGGCCUUCUCGCUGAUCUUCCCAGCAUCACUUCAAGCUUUCCUGCGAAAUAUCCCACUCUACAAUAUGUCCAUGGGCGAAGUGUAUGUGGAUGAGAACGGGGACCUGGAAGUGGAUUUUGAUAUAGUUCAUUGGCUGGCAUUUCCCAAUGGGUCCCAAGCUGGAGUGAAAGUGGGGAGUGUCGAGAGACAGGUGCCCCCAGACCCCAAGUUCACUAUUGAGCAGGACUCUAUCUUGUGGCCCAGCAAGCAAGUGCCCCGUUCCAGGUGUACCGAGAGCUGUCGGCCUGGAAACGCCAAGGUGGCUCAGGAAGGGAAGCCAUUUUGCUGCUACGACUGUCUUCCAUGCCUGGAAGGGACGAUCUCCACACAGGAAGAUGCAGUGCAUUGCUCCCGGUGUCCAGAAGAUCAACAUCCAAACACAAAUCAAACUGAAUGUGUCCUCAAGCCAACAACGUACCUGACCUACAAAGAACCACUCGGGGUCAUCCUGGCUUUCUUCUCUUUGCUCCUGUCCUUAAUCACUGGCUUUGUAUUAGGCCUGUUCAUUAAAUUCCUGGACACUCCCUUAGUCAAGGCCAACAACCGGGACCUCACCUACGUUCUCCUCAUCUCCCUCCUGCUUUCCUUUCUCUCCUCCUUUCUAUUUAUUGGCCAGCCAGGGAAUGUGACCUGCCUUCUUCAACAAACCACUUUUGGCAUCAUCUUCUCAGUUGCCAUCUCUUCUGUCUUGGCCAAAACCAUCACUGUGGUGGUGGCCUUCAUGGCUACCAAGCCAGGCAACAGGAUGAGGCAGAGGCUGUGGAAGAGUCUGGCCAACUCCAUUGUCAUUUCUUUUUCUGGUAUUCAAGCUGGCCUCUGCCUCAUCUGGCUGGGAUUCUCUCCCCCCUUCCCGGACUCUGACAUGCACUCCCAGCCUGGGCACAUCACCCUGCAAUGCAACGAGGGCUCUGUCGCCAUGUUUUAUGCUGCCCUGGGCUACCUGGGCUUCCUGGCUGCCGUCUCCUUCACGGUGGCUUUCCUGGCCAGGAAGCUGCCCGGGGCCUUCAACGAGGCCAAGCUCAUCACCUUCAGCAUGCUGGUCUUCUGCAGCGUCUGGGUCUCCUUUGUGCCCUCCUACCUGAGCACGAAGGGGAAGUACAUGGUGGCCGUGCAGGUCUUCUCCAUCUUGGCCUCCAGUGCUGGCUUGCUGGGCUGCCUCUUCCUUCCCAAAUGCUACAUUAUUCUACUGAGGCCUGAUUUGAACACCAAGGAACACCUAAUGAUAAAAGUGAACUGA
Messenger RNA from Eublepharis macularius, 2004 nucleotides. Its product is annotated as vomeronasal type-2 receptor 26-like. Gene Ontology annotation, biological process: G protein-coupled receptor signaling pathway. Lineage: Eukaryota; Metazoa; Chordata; Lepidosauria; Squamata; Eublepharidae. The transcript has 6 exons. Bases 1 to 2004 code for a protein of 667 amino acids. Gene Ontology annotation, cellular component: membrane. The record is from RefSeq and is a predicted model, not a curated record. Gene Ontology annotation, molecular function: G protein-coupled receptor activity.